AUUAUUACCUGGUUACAUCAAGCAUAUUCAUCAAAUUCUUCUUGCUACAUUAAAACCUUUCUUAUCAGAGCUGUACAAUUCAAAUGUAUUGUAUGGAUAAAUUAUAUAUGAAAUCGUAUUGUUUCAUCAAUUUUGCUAUAGUAUUGACUGCAAUUUAGGUAUAAUAUUUUGUAUGUUUGAUUUAAUAUCUUCCUAUUCUAAAUCAUACCGUCUCAUGAUCUGAGAUGAACACCAAAGAUGGUUCAAAGAAAGUUCCUGCGGAGUCUGGAGCAACGAGUAGUACUCAAAAAGUGUCUUUAAGAGGAACUGAAAACUAUAUAUUCUACUCAAACGAUAAACUUGGAGCUGGAGCAACAGCAACUGUCUUCUUAGGCAGACAUAAAAAGACUGGAGAGAAAUAUGCUUUGAAAGUAUUUUUUCAAAAAGCAGACGCACGACCACUAAUUAUAAAAUUAAGGGAAUUUGAACUCUUACAAACUGUUAAACAUGAAAAUAUUGUACAAUUUUUUGGACAAGAGAAGGAAACAGUAACACAAGAUGAUAUCGCUAUAUUAGAAUAUUGCUCUGGUUCAAACCUACAUAGUUUGAUAGAACAACCGGAAAAUUUAUGUGGCUUAAGCGAGAAGAGAGUGUUGUUGGUGCUAAAGCACUUGAAAGAUGCAGUUGAAUAUCUUUUCUCUAAUAACAUUGUUCACAGAGACAUUAAACCAGGAAACAUUCUAAGAACAUUCACAGAAGAUGGUAGAGAAAUUUUUAAACUUGCCGAUUUUGGUGCUGCGAAAAUUUUAUCAGAGCAAGAUGAAGGUUUUAAAUCUCUGUAUGGUACGGAAGAAUUUUUACAUCCUGAAAUAUUUAAGGAAGCCCUUGCACCAAGGCAAUAUAGGGGAUCAGAGAGACAUUUUAAAUAUAAUACGGAUUUAUGGAGCAUUGGGUGCACAAUUUAUCACAUAGCUACUGGUAGACUUCCUUUUAAAGCUCACGAAGGAAGAAAAGAUAGAGAGUCUCUAUAUAAAAUUAUAACAAAGAAACCUGAUGAUGCUCUUUCGGCUGUACAAGAUCCAGUAAACAAAAAAAUUUCAUAUUUUACCGAAUUACCGAAUGAUAUUCGAUUAUCUAAAGGCGGAAAACGUGAAAUUACAAAAAUUUUACGUGGUCUAUUAAGCGUUAGAAGACCUUGGGAAUGUGGAGACUAUUUCAGAGCCGUUAAAGAUCUUGUAGAAAAGAAAAUCGUAUAUGUUUUCCUUUUCGAAUCCUGUAGUAUAUGUCAUAUUUUCGUUGAAGAGAGCAAUUUUACUAUUGAAAAUUUAAAAAAAAAGAUUUACGAAGAUAACGAAGACGUAUUACAUGAUAAGCGUUUAAUAUUUAACGGCGAAAGUAUAACUCAUUUAACGAGUAUUCCUGCAACAACCAAGGAUAAGCCUAUAAUGGUCAUUCCAAAAAAUUUUAUCGAAAGUGAAAUGCAAAAUUUUAAACUUGACAUUGUAUUACCUCUAUUUCAACCUGGUAUAAAUUGUGAAGAUGAUUUAAACGUUUCAAAAAGGAUUUGCGGUAUGCUACAUUUCUUUUUGAGAAGGAGUAAGGAAUUACAUCAUUGUAUGAAUAUUUUAGCAGAUUGCUGUAGUCAUUUGACAGCUAUGAGUAGGAAAUACGUAACAACUAUACAAGGAAAAGUUGAACAUCUUUCAAUUAAUGAACAGCUGUUAAACUACAUAAGAGUAUCUCCAGGUCUACGACGUUCGAUACAAAAUAAGAUAGACUCCAUUAAGGAUAUUAAUUUGAAAUUAAGCAGAGAUAUUGAUAAGAAACCUUAUCUUUCUAGUCGUUGUCAAGACACGGAUUCGUGUAAAGAGAAAAUAUCCGUUCAUGUUUUUCACGGUGAAAAAUCUCUUUUUAUAUUUAAAGCUAAUAAAACUAAAGGAAAAUUAACGUAUAACGAAGAACAAAUACACAAGUUCGAAAGGAAUAAAUUGGCUGAAUAUUGCGCAUUAAGUUAUUCAAUAUUAAUGGACGUAUGUUAUAAAUCGUGGAAAUCUUUAUCCGAAAAGAAUCACAAAUGGUACAGAGAUAUUUAUAGAAAAGUCAUAUAUCAGACAUGUGAAAUUGAAAACUUAAUAAAGGAGACACAAGAAUUGAUGACAACUGUAAUUAGAGAAAAUCAAACGCCUGCUGAAAAUAUUGAAUUCGACACCGAUAAUAAAUCCUCCAAUUCACCAGAAACAGAAUUGGUUAAUAGUAGAAAAUUCAAAGUAGUUGAACAGUUCACAACCGAAAAAAUUGAAUCGAAUAGUUUAAUUUCAAAUUUUGAAGACGCAAUGAAAGAUCUGGAAGUAUCUACCGACUAUCUAGCUCGUAUGGUAGCUGGAACGACGAGAGCUUGUCUACACCUAAAACUACUCGGUUUUAGGAGAAAUAAAAAGUGA
Messenger RNA from Dimorphilus gyrociliatus, 2420 nucleotides. The record is from the annotation of a GenBank genome assembly. Lineage: Eukaryota; Metazoa; Annelida; Polychaeta; Dinophilidae.